Molecule: messenger RNA, 4294 nt
Organism: Gossypium arboreum
Lineage: Eukaryota; Viridiplantae; Streptophyta; Magnoliopsida; Malvales; Malvaceae
Product: myosin-2-like
Exons: 24
Coding region: 401-4006 (1201 amino acids)
Biological process (GO): vesicle transport along actin filament; actin filament organization
Cellular component (GO): actin cytoskeleton; cytoplasm; myosin complex
Molecular function (GO): actin filament binding; ATP binding; microfilament motor activity
Source: RefSeq, a predicted model, not a curated record
UUGAACACGUGACCUUCAAAACUUCAAUCUAAUACUCUCCCAACUGAGCUAUCCCCAGAACUACGAGCAAAAAUAAUAAUAAUUAAAUUGAGUAUAAUUCAAUCGAAUUUCCCUUCCUUGAGCCAACAACCCAAAAUUCAAGUACAUUAAAUGAUAACAACCCAAAAUUGAGUAUAUUUUUCUGGGAUUUUAGCAGAUGAUAGUUCCACCGCAGUUUUUGAACAAAAUUCGAAACGUUUCAGUUCUCUGUUUUGUUUCUUUUACUUCAUAAUUUAUGCUGUUUGAUCUCUUUUUUUAGUCUUUUUUUUCCAGUGCGAGUUUAGUAAAGAAACUAAAUUGAGUUUCUAAAAGAAGAAUUCACUUUUUCUCCGGUGGAUUUUAGGGUUUUUGUUUCUAAAAAAUGAUGUUAUCGGUGUCGCCGAUGGCUCCAGCGAAAAGUUCGCUAGAUGAAAUGUUGGAAUCUCUCCGGCGACAAGACGAAGUCGACAAACCUAAAGAUUUACCGCCGGCUUUACCGGUCCGGCCGACUUCCAAAGCCAGACUCCCGUCGGCUCGCCGGUCCCUUCCGACGAACUUCAAAAUCGAUGCUAAUGGUGUAGAUGGUGCCGUUUUAAGUGAAAUGAAAGGAAAAGAGGAAGUUAAGAGGAACGAAAAUGAGCUGGGAGUGAAGAUAGUUAGUUUUGGGAGUAAAAAAAUGAGGAAAGAUGUGAAUGUGGAUUCACCGUAUAUUUUGGAUGCCGUGGAAGAGAAGAAAGGGGAGGACUUGGAAGGGAAAAUUGAGGUGAAAGGAGGGAAAGGGACUGCUAAUGUUGGGUAUUUUAUUAACAAAAAACUUCAUGUUUGGUGUCAGCUAUCCAACGGGAUGUGGGCAUCUGGAACUGUACAAUCUACGUCUGGAGAGGAAUCAAUUGUUUCCCUCUCCAAUGGAAAUGUCAUCAAAGUCUGUACCAGCCAGCUCUUACCAGCAAACCCAGGAAUUCUGGAGGGUGUGAAUGAUCUCAUACAGCUCAGUUAUUUGAAUGAGCCAUCAGUUCUUCACAAUCUUAAGCGCAGAUAUUCUCAUGAUAUGAUAUAUAGUAAAGCAGGUCCGGUUUUAAUUGCCGUCAAUCCAUUCAAAGAUGUCCAAAUUUAUGGGAAGGAUUUUGUCACAAGUUAUAGAGAGAAAGCUACAGAUAGCCCUCAUGUUUUUGCUAUGGCAGACAAUGCUUAUAAUGAAAUGAUGAAUGAUGGAUUAAAUCAGUCUAUAAUCAUAAGUGGGGAAAGUGGAGCUGGGAAAACUGAGACAGCAAAAUUUGCAAUGCAGUACCUAGCUUCCCUUGGAGGUGGAUAUGGUGGGAAAGAGUGUAAAAUCCUUCGGACGCAUUGUAUACUUGAAGCAUUUGGGAAUGCAAAGACAUCUAGGAAUGACAAUUCUAGCAGAUUUGGGAAACUUAUUGAUAUUCAUUUUACUGCGUCGGGGAAGAUAUCUGGUGCCAAUAUCCAAACUUUUCUUCUCGAAAAGUCAAGGGUAGUUCAACUGGCUGCUGGUGAAAGGUCUUACCAUAUCUUUUAUCAACUUUGUGCUGGCGCUUCACCAGUUCUAAGAGAGAGAUUGAAUCUUAAAAUGGCUAAUGAGUACAACUAUCUUGUCCAGAGUGACUGCUUGGUAAUUAAUGGUGUUGAUGACGGUCAAAAAUUCCAAAAGCUAAAGGAAGCCUUCGAUAUUGUUCAGAUUUGCAAAGAAGAGCAAGAGCAAGUAUUUGCAAUGCUUGCUGCAGUGUUAUGGUUAGGAAAUAUAUCAUUUCAAGUAAUUGACAAAGAAAAUCAUGUGGAGGCAUUAGCUGACGAAGCUUUAACCAGUGCUGCCACGCUGAUCGGUUGUGCACCACAUGAACUGAUGCAAGCUAUAUCUACUUAUAGAAUCCAAGUUGGGAAGGAUAGAAUUGCUAAAAAAUUGACUUUGCAACAGGCAAUCGGCACUAGAGAUGCAUUGGCAAAAUUCAUCUAUGCAAGCUUGUUUGACUGGCUUGUGGAACAAAUCAACAAGUCACUUGAAGCAGGCAAAAAACACAUUGGCAGGUCCAUAAGCAUCCUUGAUAUUUAUGGGUUUGAGUCAUUGAAGAAGAAUAGCUUUGAACAGUUUUGUAUAAAUUAUGCAAAUGAGAGGUUGCAACAACACUUUAACCGACACCUCCUUAAGCUUGAGCAAGAGGAGUAUGAUUUGGAAGGGAUUGAUUGGAGUAAAGUUGUUUUUGAAGACAACCAAGAGUGCUUGGACUUAUUUGAGAAGAAACCCUUAGGGAUACUUUCCUUGCUGGACGAGGAAUCAAAUGCACCCAACUCAACUGAUUUCACCCUUGCUAAUAAGUUGAAGCAACACUUGAAUUCUAAUUCAUACUUCAAAGGAGACAGAGGCAGGGCCUUUGGUGUUCUACAUUUUGCGGGCGAGGUACACUAUGAUACUAAUGGAUUUUUGGAUAAGAACCGUGAUCCACUGAGCUCUGAGGUAGUCCAACUUCUAUCAUCCUGUGACAGUCAGUUGCCACAAUUGUUUGCCAAAAAAAUGUUUAAUCAACCUCUGCAAUCAGUAACUUCAUUGGACACAACAAUGCAAAGUGUUGCUUUGCAAUUCAAGGGCCAGCUCUUCAAAUUAAUGCACCAGUUGGAGAGUACAAGACCUCAUUUUAUUUGCUGCAUAAAACCAAACUCCAAGCAACUCCCUGGUACAUAUGAAGAAGAUCUUGUCUUGCAGCAGCUUAGAUGUUGUGGAAUUUUUGAGGUUAUUAGAAUCUCGAGGUCUGGAUAUCCUACUAGAAUGACACAUCAGGCAUUUUCAGAAAGGUACGGAUUCCUACUGUCGGAGCCCAUUGUAUCUCAGGAUUCAUUGAGUAUUUCAGUUGCACUUCUAAAACAAUUUAAUGUCCUUCCUCAAAUGUAUCAAAUUGGCUAUACCAAACUGUUUCUUCGAACUGGACAGAUUAGUGCAUUGGAGGAUAGGAGAAAACAGGUGUUGCGAGGAGUAAUUGAGGUUCAGAAAUACUUCCGUGGUCACCGAGCUCGUCGUCUUUUCCAUGAGCUCAACAAAGGAGCAAAAAGUAUUCAAUCAUUUGUCUGUGGUGAAAAUAUACGAAGGAAGUAUGCUGCUGAGUCAAAUAGAUGCUCAGCAUUUGCUUCUCAAUUACUUGAUGAGCAGUUGACGGCAGUCAUAUAUUUACAAUCUGUAAUCCGUGGGUGGUUGGCCCGGAGACAUUUCAACAACAUGCAUAAUUUGAAACAGUCAAACCAUGGAAGUGUAAAAUCUAGACGAAAGAUUGGUAGGAAGAUUUUUGAAGCAAAGGACAUGCCCCAUGAGCAACAGAUUCAAGUUCUACCUUCUGUAAUGGCAGAGCUCCAAAGAAGGGUUCUCAAGGCAGAAACGAAUUUGGGGCAAAAAGAACAAGAAAAUGCCACAUUACGGGAGCAAUUACAGAAGUCCGAGGCAAGGUGGUUGGACUAUGAGGCAAAGAUGAAAUCAAUGGAAGAGAUGUGGCAAAAGCAAAUGGUAUCACUGCAAACAAGUCUUACUGCAGCCCGAAAGAGUCUUGCUGCUGACAAUGGUGCAGGUCAGCUAGGAAGAGCUGAUGUGUUAUCGCCUCGAUGCUAUGAUUCUGAAGCUAACGUGUCCAUGGGAUCUCGAACAACCGGUGGGAACACACCUGUCUUAUUUUCUGGUGCUAUGCCUGAUGUUGUUGGGGGGAGAGAGAAUGGUUCUUUGAAUGCACUGGGCAAUCUGUUAAAUGAAUUUGAGCAGCGGAAACAAAAUUUUGAUGCCGAUGCAAAAUCUUUAAUUGACAUCAGAGUGCCACAGCAAGCUUCUAAUAUGAAUCCUGAAGAUGAACUUCGGACAUUAAGACUCCGGUUCGAGACAUGGAAGAAAGAUUACAAGCUGAGAUUAAAGGCAGCCAAGGCAAGACUACAUAAGCGUGGCCACCCCGAAUCAGACAAAGCUCGAAGAAAAUGGUGGGGGAAGCUAGGUUCAAGAGCGUGAUAGAAUUCCCAGUUUGAAAGCAAUACGCUGAACUGCUGCCAAAAAGAACAUGCCCUCUUCCAUUCUGAGGUACAUUUUCUUUACAUUUAUGGUAACAGAUACAUAUUAUAAUGUGCAUAAGAGAAAUAGGGAUUUUGUUGAGUUGAGACUGCUUUUUUGCUUUGAAUAGUUUUGUCAUAGUUUUCUUUUUUGUGUAUAAUUCUGUGUUUGUUAGUGAUGUAAGAUCAAACUUUUGUAAUUUCUUUGUAAUUCAGAUGAAAUCAGAAAUGUUUAUAUGCCUUUCCUUAA